AUGGCUUCCAAGCGGGAUAUGCGCCGGCCGGACCUGAUCGUCCCCUAUCAGGAGCCCAGGGCCAAGGGCGAGAACGCCGAGUUCUCCUCCACGCUUUCUUCGACGCUGCCUAUGGCUGCUAUGCUCACCCGCAACAAGUUCAUCGGAUGGGCUUCCGUAGUUUUCAGUGUCCAGACCUGGCUCGGCGAGAGCGAGGAGACCAAGAAGAGCUCCGCGACCCCAGGAUACUUCUCCGUCGGCAUGUCAGUCAUGGCCCUCGCCGUCAGCUAUCUCCCCAUGUUCCUCCCUCCUCCCGUCCAACGGGGCGCCGCCACCGGCACCGGCCCCGCUGCUCCCGUUCCUCCCGCUUAA
Colletotrichum karsti is the source of this 351-nucleotide messenger RNA. RefSeq lists its product as uncharacterized. Bases 1 to 351 code for a protein of 116 amino acids. The transcript has 4 exons. Gene Ontology annotation, molecular function: protein folding chaperone. NCBI's taxonomy places the organism in Eukaryota, Fungi, Ascomycota, Sordariomycetes, Glomerellales, Glomerellaceae. Gene Ontology annotation, biological process: protein insertion into ER membrane. Gene Ontology annotation, cellular component: endoplasmic reticulum membrane. The record is from RefSeq and is a predicted model, not a curated record.